GCACGGUAAGGGAAAAAAGAUGGCGGCAGUGUGGUUGAUCGAUCGUGUGAUUUAUUUUUAAUUAAAUGGUGGAGAGGAAUGAACUUAUCAAGUGUUCUCAUCAAUUAGAAAUGGCAAAAGCCAAGGGAAAUGCUCAGGUAAUUCCCGGAGAGGCGUACGAAUCGGACGAAGAUGUGGAAGUAUCGCAUUUUAUGUCUCCUCCCGACAUGAGAAAGACGCCACUCUUUUUACAAGGAAUUGUAGUUUCGGGUGAAGCGUCCGAAUCCGACGAAGAGAUAUGUUCGGGUCCGACCAGUGCUUCUUAUGCUACAGGAGAACAAAAUUUUGACUUGCGAUGUUCUUCCUCUGAGAGUGUCGAAAAGAUGGACAUACCCAAAUUUGAAGAGCGGCUUAGAUACAACACAUUACUUCAUCGAAAGCUAAGAGAGAAAAAUCAAAGUUUACAUAAAAAUUUAAUUGAAAUGGCUUGCCAACCGUAUCAAUCUGCUGCCAAAGAGAUAGGAAGCAUUUCUCAACAAUUAAUAAAAUCACAAAUUCUUGUCCAGGAAGUCUCCUCGACUCUUCGCAGAUUGACGAACGAUCUGUUUCAGUUGGAAGACAAAGUCCAGACUAUUCGAAGUUGUACUUUACUACCGGAUAUUAAUAUUAGUCCACCCGUAAGCCCCGAUAUUUAGAAUAGUCCGCAUAUAAGAGUAUACUACAAAUCCAUCUAUUCGGACCAUUAAUGAAUUUUUAAAAUUUGUUUAGCAAUAUAUUUACAAUACAGGUCGAGGCCACAAUCGUCGGAGUUUUCCAAUGCCAUUGUUCGAUUUGUCGUUUUAAAAUAUUUGAUCCAUUCUAUGUGAGUUGCUUGACUUACAAGAUAAAUUUUUAAGUAUUUUGAGAAAUUUCUUGUUUAGAAUGUUAUAUACGGAGAAUUCGGAAGAAUUCCGCAAUUUGCAAUUGCUACGGAGUGAAUUUUGUUUGUGAGAAAUUGAAAAGAAACAUUCCAAAUUCCAACUUGAUAUUUAAUUAUACAUUGUGAUUAUGUAAAGUAUACAGAUGUAAAUUAAUAAACAAAGAAAUAAUUUACAUAUAUUAUUAUUUUUACUGUAAGUAAGGUUGGUUUGAGCCUAUUAUUGACACAUCAUCACUUUGUAGUUAGCAUAGGUUGACUAAUUAUAAUAGUUUAAUAGUAAAGCAUUAAAGCAAAAUGGAUAUAAAUAGAUCACUAUAUAAUCUAGAUUACGGUUCUCGGCCUGGUUUUUGAGCCUUUCCAUGUUGUAAUCUAAGUUUGGUGUUAAAAAUACUACAAAAUUAAAACUUAAAUAGGAAUUAUCACCAAUAUAGAAAUGUGAAUCCAUCAAAUUACUUCUAUGAGAAAGAAAUAAAUAGAAAUGGAAUGGAUAAUCAUAAGGGAGCAUUUCCGUUCUGCAUUCCUUGUGCCUAACAGCUAAAUUCAUUGCACUCGAAGCCCAAUAAUGGGGAAAUACCAUACUAGUUACAUAAACUGUUGCAUGGUAUUAUCCAGCUUAAAAUUUCAGUACAAUUUUGUGUUUUCCAUAUGUUCAGAUUAAACAAUUUUUGAGAAAAUGAAAUAAAUAAAUGCUUUCUAUUUGUUAAUUUACAGGGUAAUGGCUCCAGCCAGUAUACAGGAUUUAACUGGUUCUGUGCACAAGGAACAAGUCGCAGUUGUUCCAAGUGCACAGACACUUCAAAACGGUAUAUUAUUUACAAAGGAGAUUAGGCAAACGAAAGGGGUUCGAGUCAUUACAAAUUAAUAGUUAUAUUAGGAAAAAGUAGGCAAAAUGUUUUUGAAAUUGAGCCACCUUAAGCAGUGGUCCUAGCAAUUUCCAACCGUGCGAGUUGCAUGCAUCUUCUCGUGGUCGCAUUGCUUGUUGGCGUUGCAACUUGGGAACACGUAACCUUAUAAUAAGUCAACAUCCACUUUGUCUGC
This is a messenger RNA of Centruroides sculpturatus (bark scorpion), 1936 nucleotides long. RefSeq names its product biogenesis of lysosome-related organelles complex 1 subunit 3-like (gene Blos3). The record is from RefSeq and is a predicted model, not a curated record. Gene Ontology annotation, cellular component: BLOC-1 complex. The coding region runs from base 66 to 674 and encodes 202 amino acids. NCBI's taxonomy places the organism in Eukaryota, Metazoa, Arthropoda, Arachnida, Scorpiones, Buthidae. The transcript is spliced from 6 exons.